Messenger RNA from Electrophorus electricus (electric eel), 2914 nucleotides. RefSeq names its product flotillin 1b (gene flot1b). Gene Ontology annotation, biological process: positive regulation of cell-cell adhesion mediated by cadherin; positive regulation of cell junction assembly; regulation of receptor internalization. Gene Ontology annotation, cellular component: flotillin complex; plasma membrane; cytoplasmic vesicle. The record is from RefSeq and is a predicted model, not a curated record. Lineage: Eukaryota; Metazoa; Chordata; Actinopteri; Gymnotiformes; Gymnotidae. Gene Ontology annotation, molecular function: protease binding.
CACGAGAGUCUGUGUUGUUCCGUUGACAUUUUUACCUCAACAAAACAAUUUCCCCAGUGUUUCAGCGAUUGCGGAAAUCUAUCCGAUAGCUUCUCGGCGGUUAACUCUCGAUUAGAUCCAGUGUCAAGAUGUUCUACACAUGUGGUCCCAAUGAGGCAAUGGUGAUUUCAGGCUGUGGCCGUUCUCCUCCCAUAAUGAUUGCAGGUGGAAGAGUGUUUGUCCUUCCAUGCAUUCAGCAAAUUCAAAGGAUAAGCCUGAACACACUAACUCUCAAUGUGAAGAGUGAUAAGGUCUACACCCGGCAUGGCGUGCCCAUCUCUGUGACUGGCAUCGCACAGGUGAAGAUCCAGGGCCAGAAUAAGGAGAUGCUGGCCGCAGCCUGCCAGAUGUUCAUGGGCAAGACGGAGGCUGAGAUUUCCCAGAUCGCCCUGGAGACGCUGGAGGGCCACCAGAGAGCCAUCAUUGCUCAUUUGACUGUGGAGGAGAUUUAUCAAGAUCGCAAGAAGUUUUCAGAGCAGGUGUUCAAGGUGGCUUCCUCCGAUCUGGUCAACAUGGGCAUUGGUGUGGUCAGCUAUACACUCAAAGAUGUUCAUGAUGACCAGGGUUACCUUAACUCUCUGGGUAAAGCUCGUACCGCUCAAGUUCAAAGAGACGCCCGCAUUGGAGAGGCUCAGUACAAGAGAGAUGCCGUCAUCCGGGAAGCGCACGCCACGCAGGAGAAGGUCUCUGCACAGUACAAAAACGAGAUUGAGAUGGCGAAGGCUCAACGGGACUACGAGCUGAAGAAGGCCGCCUAUGAUGCGGAGAUCAACACCAAGAAAGCCGAGUCCGAGAUGGCCUAUCAGCUUCAGGUGGCGAAGACCAAGCAGCGCAUCGAGGAGGAGACGAUGCAGGUGCAGGUGGUGGAGCGCAUGCAGCAGAUCACCCUGCAGGAGCAGGAGAUCACGCGCAAGGAGAUGGAGCUUGAGGCCAAGGUGAAGAAGCCGGCCGAGGCUGAGAGAUAUCGCCUGGAGAAACUCGCCGAGGCCGAGCGGAUGCAGCUGAUCAUGGAGGCGGAGGCGGAGGCAGAGUCCAUUCGUAUGAAGGGUGAGGCAGAGGCGUUUGCCACAGAGGCCAAGGGCCGCGCUGAGGCCGAGCAGAUGAACAAGAAGGCUGACGCCUUCAAGCAGUACAAGGAUGGAGCCAUGGUGGACAUGCUGCUGGAGAAACUGCCUCUGAUGGCCGAGGAGGUCAGCAAGCCCCUGGGGGCAGCGCAGAAAAUCACCAUGGUGUCCAGCGGAAGCUCGGAGGUGGGCGUGGCCAAGCUGACAGGGGAGGUGCUGGACAUUAUGACCCGCCUACCACAGACUGUGGAGAAACUGACUGGAGUCAACAUCUCUCAGGCUGCCUCCACCCGAGUGCGCUGAAUAAGAAACUGAAGAAGGGGGAGGGGGAGGGGCGUACCUGACGAACGCUGACAUCACGCCUGGACUCAGGUCCUCUACGCAGAUUUGCAUGACUGUGCUUUUCCUAAAGCCUUGUAAUUCUACACUUCAUGGGAUUUUUUUGUUUGUUUUUGUAAUCCGUCGUUUUUACACCGAUCAUAAGACACUUAAUUUUGUAUGAAAAGGUCCAGUUGAAUCAUUCAAUCAGGUGAUUUUGUUUUGAAUUAGGUAAGGGGUUGUCCUGUUCCACUGGCAAGCUGUUGUGGUCAAAGUGGGAUUUUUUAUAUUAGUCUGCAUUGUCUAUACUUGGAUGAAACCUGCAGUUGCUGGUAGUCUGUUUAUUUCAAAGGGCAUCAGGUUUUGGGACGUAACCUGUGCAGUUUUCACUUAUUAACUCUGUUUGAGUCCAAGGUAGUCUUGACUAUAUGAGCUAGAAUACUUGUUUAACUAAUUGAAGGCAAUUAAGUAAAACGAUGGAACUGCUAUUUUGUGUCAAUUGAGCCAGAGGAUUAUAACAUGAGCUCAUGUUUUUUGUUUUUAUAUCAAUGGACUGAUCUGUGUAAAACACUGUUACUAUAUUAUAUUAUUCUUACUCUUGGUAAUGUGAAACCAUAAAGAGGAACUGUUAGAUAAGCGUUCACGUUAGGCUAUAUAAAUGUGAAUGAAUGUAUGGUCGUGCUACCUGCUUGCAUGCUUUGACUGUCUGCUUCACUACUGGUCAUAUUCACUAUGCACCAGGGAGAUGACAAUACACACUUUAUAACCUCAGUGACUAAUAACUGAAAUAGGUGACUUCAAAGAAGAGUGUUUGAAUGUGAUACUUGUAAGUCUAUACAGAGAGUGGGAGAAGAGAGGAAGGGGUGUGGUUUAACGCUGAUAACAUUUGCAUGAAGAGUCUCCUAAAUCUAGGUCAGACACAUGUGGCAUCCACAAAGGGUGAGAAGGCUUUUGCGUCUCACAGCUUGGGUAAAUCCUGUAGUUGGUAGUUGGAGGAGGAUGUGAACGAUGCACAAUUAUCUCAUUUAUAGUGCAUCAUUGUAUGUUCUGGGACCUAUUCAUGCUUUGAGUAGAGGAUGUCUGUCCAGUCCUGACCAAGCGCUGCUGAUGUGUGUUGGAAGCUGAAGCAGUCACUGGGAGGACUGGACUGAAAACCUCUGCUCUGGGCUUCUCCAGUUUCUACCUUCACUUCUCACUAAGUUCCUCACAGGCCAUUUUCUCAGACGUGCAUGCUGAUGUCAUGUGCCUAACUACCCACCAAAGCACUAAUUUCAUUCUGUCCUUUGGCUGGAGAGAAGGGCGCUUCCUGCCCUGGACUGUAAUGUCAUUAGUCAGGCAAGCACUCCUCCCCCACUCGUGCUCCGUGUAAAUCUAAACCGAUUCACCCUCGUACACGUCUGUGCCAUGUUUCUGAAUGUUUAUAUGAAAAACCCGUAUGUGGUUGUAGAUUGCAUUAACUAAAAAUAAAUAAAUACUUAGCAUGUGCAAACAAA